Paraglomus brasilianum is the source of this 909-nucleotide messenger RNA. Lineage: Eukaryota; Fungi; Glomeromycota; Glomeromycetes; Paraglomerales; Paraglomeraceae. The record is from the annotation of a GenBank genome assembly.
AUGUUGCCAACACAUAGAGUGGCAGUCACCCCAUCCACCUUGCAGCAAACAGUGAACAAAAGUAAAACAGGAGUAAAGAUUGCUCGGUCGCAUGCUAAAGAAAGUACUGCGCGACUAGUGUUACGUUGUUGGUUCUCCUCGGAGAAUAAAAGCUCAGGAAAAAAUGGGGAUAAGACUCGAUCGGUAGGAAAUGUAAUAGCAACUCAAGAAAAUAUGCUUCGCGAACGUCAACUUCAAGAGGCACGCCAACAACUGUCAGUCUCAAGAAAUGCAUAUGAACAAGCUAUUGCAGCCCAAUCCAAAAUUCAACGCGAGGUCAAUGACCUCCUUCAGCGCAAAAACCAAUGGACCAAUGACGAUUUUUUACGUAUAACUCAAUUAUUACGUGAUGAACAAACCAUCGAACAAAAAGUGAUCACGACGCGCGAGGAUUGCCAUCGCUGCGAUAAACAAGUCGAACACGAGUUUACCGAACUUAUUCAAGUCAUGAUGAUGAGAUAUCACGACGAGCAUAUUUGGAGUGACAAAAUUCGGAAUUGGUCAACAUAUGGCACUUUUGCUUUGAUGGCGUCGAAUAUAGCAUUGCUUAUCGGGGUUCAAACAGUGGUUGAACCGAGAAAGAGGCAGAUAUUAGUGGAUAGAAUUAAAGUAGAGACCGAUCUAUUAAAGGAGCAAUUAGCAAAUGCCGUGGCGUUAUUAAUGAAAGAGGAUGAAAUUAAGGGACUGAGUAUCAAUAAUGGGGACGUUGAAGGAGAAGAUCAGUUUAACGCUCGGGCGGAAACGAAGAUAGCAAACCCCAUAGCAUAUGACGAGACAUUUUGGAAAGGAGCUGUAGUGGGUGGGGCUGUAGUGGGCAGUGCCGUUUUGGGUAUUUUUGUUGCUGUCGUAGCAGCUAAUUUAAAAAAAUAA